Molecule: messenger RNA, 3948 nt
Organism: Humulus lupulus (European hop)
Lineage: Eukaryota; Viridiplantae; Streptophyta; Magnoliopsida; Rosales; Cannabaceae
Exons: 7
Coding region: 1-3948 (1315 amino acids)
Source: RefSeq, a predicted model, not a curated record
AUGUGUGCAUAUACACUCCGCUCGACCGCCACAGCCGAGAUAUCACAUGGGGAGCUAGGGUUGGAUCCUGUUUUGCUGCUUAAGUUGGCUUAUUUUGCGUGUGAUAUUUCUCUCUCUCUUCCCAUGGGUCGGAGGAGGAAAGUAAUAUUGAAGCCGGCGGUGGUUUCCGAUGAGUCUACGGUGGAGGUCCUCCCUUCGAAUUUUGAAGUGGAGUCUGAGACGAUCAAUGUUGAGGAAUUUCAUGAACCCUGUGCUGAGCUAGAGAUUGACCGUGGAGUCGAGGAGGUUGAUGAAGGGUGUUCAAUUCGUUCUUCGUCUAGAGCAGUGAAUUGGGCUGAGGAGGUUGAGGGUAAUGACUUUCAGAAUUCUGCUAAGGAAGUUUGGAGUAAAUUCAAAUCAAACCAGGUACUCACCCCUUCGACUAGAUUGGAUUUUACUAAACCUAUGAAAGUAGGUGACCAGGUUGUAGCUAGGCUUGAUCUGGAAGAGGUGGAGGUUGAGGCGUCUUUUUGGAGGAAUGCUAUUGUCUGUAUUGUGCUAGGCGCCAACCCUCCUUUUCGAGUGUUUGAGGGUUUUGUCAAACGAAUAUGGGGGAACUUAGGGGUUGAUAAGAUAGUGCGUAUGCACUCAGGAUUCACUUUGGUAAACUUGAGGGAUGAGGCCACUCGAGACCUGAUUCUGGAAACGGGGGUCAUUCACUUUGACAGAAAACCAGUUGUCCUUCGCCCAUGGACUACAGAUUUGGAUUCGGUUAGAAUGGUCAAGUCUGUUCCGGUUUGGAUUCGUUUGAAUGGUUUGGGAUUGCAAUAUUGGGGUAAGAAUAGCCUCAGUGCACUGGUAGUUAAUGGAUCUGAGAGUGAUAAUCAGCAAGUACCAGGAGCUGCUAGACCAGAAAACAGUGAGCCAUUUAUUGCAGUACCUGAUACGGAAGGAAGGGAUGAGACUUUAUCUAAGGGUAUUGAGUCAAAGGAGAGUAAUAAUGAACAGAGUUCACAUAGCUCUUCUCAGUUAGGUGGAACUAGUAGAACAGACAUUGUUGGUACUUGGUCUACUCCUAAAAGACGUGGGUCUAAACAGGUUGUGGCUACUCACCACAAGGCAGUGGUAGCUCCCAGUAAGGCUAAUGUUAGUAAUGGGUGGAAUGUGAGGGGUAUGAAUAAAAAAGAUAAGCAAAAGGCGAUUUUAGAUGUUUGUAAGGAGAAUAAGGUUGGUUUUGGAGCUUUUUUUGAAACGAAGGUGAAACAUGAGAAGAUUCAAGAAGUUUUUGGGAAUAAUUGUCACAAUUGGGACUACUUUUCUAGUUCUAUCAUCUCUGGUAGGAUUUUGAUUAUUUGGCAUGCUAAGUUUGUGAAGGUAGAUAUUUUAUUUGAGGACCCUCAACUUGUCCAUUGUAGAGUUAAAGUCAGUGGGCAGAAGGAUAUGUUCCUUGCUACGGUAGUGUAUGGUAGCAACUCAAUGCUGGAUAGGAAAUCCCUUUGGGACAAGCUAGCUAACAUUGGGCAUCCGAAUUAUCCUUGGAUCAUAUUCGGGGACUUCAAUGCCAUGUUUAGCUUUCAGGAUAGGAAUGGAGGGAGACAUAUUUUAGCUAAAGAUAUUGUUGAUGCUCAAGAUUGGGUGGCUUUAGGCCAAGUGGAAGAAUUUCAAUGCUUCGAGGCGCACUUUACUUGGUCCAAUAAGCAUGAUAUAGGAGACCGGAUAUUUUCCAAACUUGAUAGGGAGAUUAACAAAGUGGGGAUCAAGCCGUUCAGAUUUUGCAAUCACUGGCUCCAAUACAGUAGAUUCAAAGAGGCUGUCUUGGGUAGCUGGAAUACUACUUCUGGUUCGGCAGGGGGUCUGAAUCAGCUAGUUAAGAAGCUGUUGAGAGUGAAGCAUGUUCUGAAACGUUUUAACAGGGAGGAGGUUGGUAAUGUUGUGUUGGAUUAUAAGCUUGCCAAGGAGGAGCUUAGUAUAGUUCAGGAGGCCAUAUCAACUAAUCCUUCUGAUCAUUCUAUGCAGCUAGCUGUCAGUCAAGCUCAGCAGUAUUUCUCUAUCAUGCAGAAGCGUUAUUCCUGUUUCCUUAAGCAUCCGAGUAAGAUUAACUGGGUUGUUUUUAGUGAUGAGAAUUCGAAAUACUUUCAUGCUGUUAUGAGGAAAAGAAGGCUUGAAAACAGAAUCACUUCUUUUAUUACUGGAGACAAAACUGAAGAUGACUAUGAGAAAGUUGUCAAUCAUUUUUUAUCCCAUUUUGAGCAAUUUAUGGGGAGGAGUAGUUCGGCUACCAUGGAUCUGGACCUAGAUUGUAUGAACCAGGGUAAUAGUCUUUCAGUGGAGCAACAAGUGCGAUUAUUAAGACCUUUUAGUAAGAGAGAUGUGAAAAAGGCUAUGUUUAGCAUUCAUUCUUCUAAAAGUCCUGGAUUGGAUGGUUUUGGUUCAGGUUUUUUUAAGGGAUUAUGGGGAAUCAUUGGAGCUAAAAUAUCCCAAGCUGUAUUAGGCUUUUUCCAGGAUGGUUUCUUGCCUAAAUCCUUGAAUGAAACAGUGAUCUCUCUCAUCCCUAAGGUAGCAGACCCAAAAUCAGCUAGUGACUACAGGCCAAUUGCCUGUUGUAAUACCCUUUAUAAGUGUAUUUCGAAGUUGCUUUGUACUAGGCUCUCGGAGGUGCUUCCUUUCCUAGUUCAUAGCAACCAAGGGGCCUUUAUAAAGAACAGAAAUCUUGCCCAUAAUAUCAUGAUAUUCCAGGAUCUCCUAAAAGGGUAUACUAGGAAGAAUAUAUCAGCUAGAUGCAUAAUGAAGAUUGAUCUUAGCAAGGCCUACGAUACCGUCGAUUGGCUCUUUGUGGAGAAGUUGCUUAAGAGUCUAUGUUUCCCGUCUAGAUUUAUUAAUUGGAUCAUGGUUUGUCUUAAAGGAACGAGUUACAGCCUCCUCAUGAAUGGUAGAAUUCAGGGGUCCUUUAAAGGGGAAAAAGGUCUUCGUCAAGGUGACCCAAUAUCGCCUCUUUUAUUUGUUUUGAUAAUGGAGUACCUAACUAGACUCUUGGCUCACAAUGCUGGUAAAAAAGGUUUUGGAUUCCACCCUUUGUGCAAACAUCUUAGAUUAACUAACCUUUGCUUCGCAGAUGAUUUGAUCAUUUUUUGCAAAGGUCUUUCAGCGAGUAAAACUAAAUCUAAUGUCUUCUUUGGAGGCGUUAAGGAUGAAGCUAAACUCAAGAUUCUUGAUCUUAUGCAAAUGGAUGAAGGUACCUUCCCUUUGAAGUACUUAGGAGUUCAUCUUAGGCCUACUAAAUGGAAGGCUGCAGAUUGUGGGGUGAUCCUGGAUAAAUUGCACAAGAACCUUAACUGCUGGGCAAGUAGGAACUUAUCCUUUGCAGGGCGGGCUCAACUUAUUCAUUCAGUGCUGAUUGGUAUUAGGAACUUUUGGAUGGGUAUCUUCAUUCUGCCUUCUAAAGUCACAGCUGCUAUUGAUAAAUGUUGUCGCGAUUUCCUUUGGGGUUCUAGAGGAAAUAGGAGUAAGCUUCAUCUCCCUUCAUGGGAGAAGGUGUGUCUUCCGAAAAAGUUGGGUGGUAUUGGCUUUCGUGAAGGCAAGAAGUGGAAUAUGGCCUUGAUGGCUAAGUAUAUUUGGGCCUCAUCUAGUAAGCAAGACUGUCUUUGGGUUAAAUGGAUCAAUUCCAUUUAUCUUAAAGAUCAUACCAUAUGGAGUAUUCCUAUUAAGCAAGAUAUGAGUUGGUACUUUAAGAAGCUUCUCAAACUUAGGCAGUCUACUGAUUAUAAUUCUUUGAAGCUUGCUGAAAAGGGAGCAACUUUGUAUUUCAUUUGGAAAAACAGGAACAAUUGUAUAUUUGAAUUAGCUUGCUAUUCUUCUAGAAGUGUUAGCUUUGACAUUAGGAAAGUUGUUAAAUGUAGAAUCUUGGGUUUGGGUCUUCUUAGAUCUAGCAAAAUGGACAGUUAUUUGAUCAAUGUUGUAGAGGGUUGGUAG